Molecule: messenger RNA, 1834 nt
Organism: Rhopalosiphum maidis (corn leaf aphid)
Lineage: Eukaryota; Metazoa; Arthropoda; Insecta; Hemiptera; Aphididae
Exons: 2
Coding region: 88-1308 (406 amino acids)
Source: RefSeq, a predicted model, not a curated record
UUAUCAGAAACUAAAUACUAAUUAGUCAGUAAGUCUAUAAGGAUUCCGAUAGUUGUACAUAUUGUGAAUAAAAUAACAAUUAUAAAAAUGAAUGCUUUAUUACAAGAAGAACUGUCUGAAAUAGUUAGUAAUGGUGCGUUUGGAAAAAAUCUCAAAUAUGAUUCGUUUGAAUUGAACAAGGAAUACGUCGGAGAGGAUCAGUACAUGUCCACGGUGUUAUUUGGUACAGUGACAACUUCUGACAAAUCACAAUAUCAGGUUGUAAUUAAAUUAAAACUUCGAGAUGAGGAGCUGAGAGUUAAGUUAAAAAUCGAUUACCAAUUUCACAACGAAAUUACAAUGUAUGAAAAAAUUAUACCAUUUCUAUUUGAAUGUCACCGAUCAUUAAAAGGAAUCGAAGACUGGCCAUCAUUACCUCGAUUUUUUUAUGGUAGUAAUAAAUGUGGCGAGUACUCUGAAAAAGAUUUAAUAGUGUUAGAGAACGUUAAACCUCUGGGAUACCAAUUGAGCGAAGAACGGCUGUUCAUUGACUAUGAUCAUCUUGUAUUUGCAUUACGAGCAUUAGCAAAGUUUCACGGGUUGUCAUACACAGCGAAAUAUAAAGAUCCACAUAGAUUACAAAAAUAUGUCAUGUAUCUUCGGGAUACUCAAUUUGACGUGGACGGACAAUGGAUGCUAAAGAACAACGCAUUAAAGAAAUUAGGCAAGCGAGGAGUCGAUCGUCUUAUUGAACGUAGCGGUGACCUUUACUGGGACAACGAGCACUUGCGACGAUUUAACGAGCUCAUCGAUGAUGGAAAUAACACACUGAGACGUGCGCUGUAUCAUCGAGAACCGUUGUCUGUCGUGUGUCACGGGGACUUCAAUAGGAACAAUUUGUUAUUUCAGUACGAUGAUUCUGGUCUUCCAGUCGACGUGCUGCUGUUCGACUUUGGUACUCCUCGUUACGGGUCGCCGGCUUUAGAUAUUUCGUUUUUCUUGUAUAUGAACACUACGAAAAAUAUGCGUGAAAGUCACUGGGAUGACUUAUUGAACGAAUACUGUGCCACUUUGGCGAAAUCCGUGCCUUCUGUCGUUUGCGUGCCGAACAGGGCUCAACUGGACUCUGAAAUGGCUGCUUGUGCUAUUUUUGGCUUUGCACAUGCAUCAUUUUUCUUACCCUGCCAGAUUGAUCCUAGUCCUAUAGAUUCGGAAUCGGAUGAAGAAAAAUCUAUUGAGUUGUUAUUACAAAGGGGUGGAGACAAAGGAACGGAUCUAGUGGCUGAUCUAGUUCAACACAUUGUCGAAAUGAGAUACACUAAUGUGUGACGUGGUUAUCGGUUUCUUAAAAAUUGAUCGGUACUAAUCAUGUAUAAACGAUAUGUUUAUUUUGGUUGGAACAGUAUUAUGUAAGUUCUAUGAGUAUUUUUUUCAUUAUUUAAAAAUUUCAAAUAAUAUUAUUAAUAUUUGUGUUGCAUUAUAUAUUUAGAUGUACACAAAACUUACAUAUUAUGCCAUCGAUUUAACUCUAUAGAAUUUAAACCAUUAUUUUAUUGCUUCGAAAAAAAGUAGACUGUUCAAUGCUUGUAAGAUUUUUAAACUUAAUCAUAAAAAUAUUUAACUAUUUUAUAUACGAUGUAAAAAUAAUUUUUUCAUCUUAAUUUAAUAAAUUUCAUUGUUACAUAUCAUACAUUAAGCGCUUUAUGUAUUGUGAACGAGUUCAAAUUUGAAAUUAUAAUUGUAUUAUUUACUGGUUAUAUUUUAUUUAAAUAUAGAUUUUAAAUUGUACACGUUGUAUAAACAACAUCGAUUUAAACACGAAGUAAACAUAAUAAUAUUGCUUACUAUAGAAUUA